ACCCUUUUCACGAGGUUCUAUAAUAAACACUCUCCAUCAAUCUGAAGAACUGUCUCAUGAUGCAAAGAACCAUGUAACCAUGCAAAUCAUUCGUUGAGUGUUCAUGCCACCAUGAAGAACCAUAUUCCUUUCUAAAGAACCCAUGGAGGAUGAUCAUUUUUAAGAGUGUCUUUUCAAAAAAAGCUUCUAUAAUGAACAUUUUCUGUCAAUCUGAAGAAUGUUUACAAAAAACCAUUUAAUUUGCCAAAGGUUCUUUAAGAGUUCAUGGAUCUAUACAGAACCAUUUUCUUUCCUAAGGACCCCAGAAAGAACAUCAUUUUAAAGAGUGGACUGUUUACUCACAAACUAUCAGUCAAAAUCACCAACACAAUUCAACUCACAAUAUGAAAGUGUUACUGGAAUAAUCAUUACAGUGAGAGAUUAUUACAGUAAGUUAUUAUUACAGUGAGAAAUUACAGUAAGAGAUUAUUACAGUCAGAGAUUAUUACAGUGAGAGAUUAUUACAGUAAAUGAUAUUACAGUGACUGAUUACAGUAAGAGAUUAUUACAGUGAGAGAUUAUUACAGUGAGAUAUUAUUACAGUGAGAGAUUACAGUAAGAGAUUAUUACAGUGAGAGAUUAUUACAGUAAGUGAUUAUUACAGUGAGAGAUUAUUACAGUAAAUGAUAUUACAGUGAGUGAUUACAGUAAGAGAUUAUUACAGUGAGAUAUUAUUACAGUGAGAUAUUAUUACAGUGAGAGAUUACAGUAAGAGAUUAUUACAGUGAGAGAUUAUUACAGUAAGUGAUUAUUACAGUAAGUGAUUAUUACAGUGAGAGAUUACAGUAAGAGUUUAUUACCGUGAGAAAUUAUUACAGUAAGUGAUUAUUACAGUAAGAGAUUACAGUAAGAGAUUAUUACAGUUAGAGGUUAUUACACUGAGAGAUUACUACAGUGAGAGAUUAUUACAGUAAGAGAUUAUUACAGUGAGACAUUAUUACAGUAAAUGAUUAUUACAGUGAGAGAUUAUCACAGUGAGACAUUAUUAGAAUAAUUGAUUAUUACAGUGAGAGGUUAUUACACUGAGAGAUUACUACAGUGAGAGAUUGUUACAGUAAGAGAUUAUUACAGUGAGACAUUAUUACAGUAAGUGAUCUGGCGUGAGUGACAAACGUCCUACAAUAGCAACUUCUCCUUUAUAAGGUUUUUGUUUACAGCUAAAUGUGUAACGCUAUGACAACACACAACCGAUAUCUGUGUAUCUUAUCUAGAAACCAUGACACUGCUAGCACAGGAAAUGUCUCCAUUUCUGAAGACACAAUUUCAGACACGUAACACCACCCAAGAAGAAGAGAGGCUGAAGUAUGUUUCUAACACCUGAAAAGCAAAGACAUCGCUUUACUCUUAUAUUUCUCUUCACGGUUGGCCAUAAUACUCACCUAUUCCAUGUAGAUGCUGGACAGCUACAUGAAUACACAUUGUUGAGGUGUGUACGAGGGGAUGGUGGAUCUUCUGGAGAUGAACCAGCCUCAGAAGUGAAAUAUGCCGUAAUAGGAACAGGGAUUGGCUUGUUUCUCGCCGCAUGCUUCAUCGCGAUAAAACUCUGCAUGAUUAGACGACACAUGCUUGACAACGAACCAUCAGAGGAUUCAAUGAGAAGGCCAUCUACCAUGCAAUGCACUGAGCUGGAAAGCAGGAGAUGAAGCAAAUCUACUGCAGCCAAUCAGUCUCAGAAAGGACAACCCACAGCUCAGGGCACAUUAUGUGACUCUCGUUCUGAGGUUUUAGUAAACCCAUGGAGACUGAAGCUUUCUACCAUUCCACGUUUUGGAAAAGUCCUGUGAAAGGGACUUAUUUACUUAAUCUUUUUGGUGCGAUUAGCCACUGAAUGUAUUGGCUGUUUAAUAAAGAAUGUUGGGUCGUUUGAUUGAGAGGUUCCCAUUUUAUGUUUCUGCUGGAUUUGACUUGAGUGGGAAUGUGCCGGGAGAUUUUUUCCUCUGAAUUGACCCUCUGUAAAUAAAGAUGAUGUCAUGAAGAAGCUCA
Pygocentrus nattereri (red-bellied piranha) is the source of this 2022-nucleotide messenger RNA. RefSeq names its product transmembrane protein 273 (gene tmem273). NCBI's taxonomy places the organism in Eukaryota, Metazoa, Chordata, Actinopteri, Characiformes, Serrasalmidae. The coding region runs from base 1344 to 1682 and encodes 112 amino acids. The record is from RefSeq and is a predicted model, not a curated record. The transcript is spliced from 6 exons.